AUGGCUAGAGUAACGCCGUUUUCCGGCCCAAACGAGCCGCUGCUCAUCUUCCAGGACGACAAGUCGGAUCGGACUGCCCCCAUGACGAGCCACGCCCCCAUGCCUUCUGUCACAAAGCCUGCUCGCCGACCCCUGAGCAGCUCGAAUUCGAACGUCAUCCUUUACGCACCCAACAAGCCCAGUACAGGCUUGUCGCCGCACAAAGCGACUUCGUCGUCGUCGCCUCGGUCACCCCUCAAGCCUUCCUCGCACGCCAACAAGCUGAACAUGGUAUCAAUGGCGCCGCCUCUGUGCAGGGGACCCACGACAGACUCUCUGCAAAAGAAGCCGCAUCUAUCAAAGUUCAAGACGGGCCCUCAACGGCCUUGUUUCGACGUCAUGAGCUACGGCAAAGAGAAUAUUCAUCCUCAAAUCUUUCCCGCCCCCGCAGCCAUCAAUUUUUCCGUCGAAAACCACUUUCAAAAACCCAGCGGAAAGCGAAUAUUGCUGGAUGCCGCACCGAUCAAAGAUUCGAGGCCUCUCAAGAAGCUCAAGACGGACGAAGCGACGCUCCCACCCCACGAUUCCUUUCCCCAAAUACUAGAUGACGGCUCAAAACCGGCGCACAGCUAUGCUCAACUCAUAGGCAUGGCGAUCCUUCGAUCACCCAGUCGACGACUUACUCUCGCCCAAAUUUACAAAUGGAUCAGCGACAACUACUCCUUUUACAACCCCACCGAUGCGGGCUGGCAAAACAGUAUUCGCCACAACCUCAGCCUGCACAAGAACUUCAUCAAGAUCGAGCGCCCCAAGGACGAUCCCGGCAAGGGCAACUAUUGGGGUAUCGAACCCGGCACCGAGUACCAAUUCCUCAAGGACAAGCCCACCCGAAAGGCGGCCCCAACUGCCGAAAAUCUUCCAGUCAUGUCCACUCGCUUGGAACCGUCGCAGCCGAUGACCAUGACCAUGACCAUGACGAUGCCAGCGCAGGAACCCACGCUACCCCCCCCACCGUCGUCUACCAUGCACUGCGCGCUCCCGCCUCUCCCAACCUCGCAGGCAACCGUGCCCAUGCCAGCAGAGCUUUCUUCCGACGCCACGAUCCCUGUUUCGGACAACAUGAGCACCGAGGACGUUGUUGAUAAAGUUGUAGAGAGCGACCUGCCUCCCGAGGCGUCUCUCUACUCUCCUCUCCCUGCCAACAUGCACUCCUCGCCUCCAGUGUCGCGUCAUGUCGAAGUUCGAAGUGGCACGCCACCUCCCGUGGCUCGAAACCUGGCGUCUUCAAUCUCUCGAUCACACAAGCGCAAGUUUGCAUCCAUGGAUGACAGCGGCUACAUUUCGUCCUUGGAAUCGUCAGCCGUGAGACCCAAUCAAAAAGCUCUGCUGUUGACGUCAGAGGCCGACCGGCCUCGCAUCAAGCGAGGUCGGGCUGAAGAGGAGAUUGCCCGCAUACGCAACUCUUCCCCGUUUAGCCCCACAAAGUCUCGUUCCUUGACGACGUAUGAGCCCAUCUCGUCCUCGCCCUUGCGCCGGGCAAACGAACAUCAGCUGCUACCACCACUUACUCCGGUCGUGAAAAUAAAGCCCCCCGUCCGACCGCCCCCCUCGGCUUCCCCAAACACCAACUUGCGGAUCCAUCGCGACAAGGUGCGGCACAUGCUGCAGUCGCCCCUGCGACGUGUUGCUGGAAUCGGAGAGGACAGCAUUCCGUGGAGCCCCGCGUUCAACCUGGAUGAUGCUGUGUACACGUUUGAUGACAUGGCUAUGCAAUCCACGGAAUAUGAUAUUUUUCAGGAUUUCUCGGCCCUGGAUGGGACGAUUCUUCCCGGCAUUGGUUCAGCAGACGCCGGAUCCCCCGUCAAACGCUCUGCCAAGCGAGCCCGAUUAGACCGAUCCGUAUCCACUUCGGCACUUGGUGAGCUGACAAACUCGGUCAAGAAGAAGUCGAUGGCUUCAGUGCCGCUCCUGAAGCUUCCGGAAAACUCGCCGUCACGUUUCUUGGAGACGCCAAGCAAGGCAUUCGAGGAUCUCGGCUCACCGUUCAAGCUGUUCCAGCAGCAGUCGCCAUCGCGAAUGCCUUCGCCCAGCAAGUUCUCGGCCCUGCUGGACCCUCCCGCUGAUGGCGAUUGGUCCUCACUGGCACUAGAUUCCACAGACUUUGGCAGCGGAGGCUCAGAGUUCACUGGUCUGGACAUUCUACAGGGAUUCGAAAAGAUUGGAGCAGGCUCACAAACUUCAAAACCAAAGCAGAGGGGCGGUAAGCCUCCGUUGAGUCGAAGCUACUCGACUGCUUUUUGA
Messenger RNA from Ustilaginoidea virens, 2280 nucleotides. RefSeq lists its product as uncharacterized. The transcript has a single exon. Gene Ontology annotation, molecular function: RNA polymerase II cis-regulatory region sequence-specific DNA binding; DNA-binding transcription factor activity, RNA polymerase II-specific. Gene Ontology annotation, cellular component: nucleus. NCBI's taxonomy places the organism in Eukaryota, Fungi, Ascomycota, Sordariomycetes, Hypocreales, Clavicipitaceae. Gene Ontology annotation, biological process: regulation of transcription by RNA polymerase II. The record is from RefSeq and is a predicted model, not a curated record. The coding region runs from base 1 to 2280 and encodes 759 amino acids.